CAUUUUAUCACGAAGUCUGUGAGUUCCAAUUUGUCCUGGGCAUGACAUUAAAAGGCCCAAGUCAUUAUGAAUAUAUGUACACAUAGGGUGAGCGGUACAACAGGGCAUUCAGAGUCUGUCUGGACGCCUGACGGUGCGCCUGAGCUAAGCUUGAUGAGAAACUAUCUGUUUAAAGAUACCGUCCUCGAUGGGAAUGUUAUAUUCGGAGUUUUCUCUAUACGGUUUAACUCGGGCGCACUGUAACUUUAGUUGUAGGAUCUUUUCUGAAGGAGACAAGCGUGAUAGUAAGGGACUCAGCUAGCUAAAUGAGUCGACUUUGCUCCGGAGCCAGCGUUGGGGACUCGGCCCCAGAAGAUUUACAUUAGGAACACAUGGUAGGCGAUUUAAUUGAGGUAACUUUCAGGGGUUUGGGUUACUUAUGCCUAUCGUGGGUUUCUUUAAAUGCAACUAUGCGACGGCAGAUGUGCCGGUGAGUGGGAUGGUCACGCCUGCCAGGGAUAGUCAAAUAUCCUAAAAACUCACACCGCUCAUUUUUUCCAUUGUUGGGUACUUAUAUUGAAUGACAAACACGAAAGGAUUCACUGGUGCUUUGUGGUUAGAGUAAGGAGUUACUAGGGCCGCAGCCUAUGAAUGCACCGAUUGAUGCCCGCGAGCGUCAUCAUACGAGUGCCGUGGCGGGGAAGUCAUAAACCCGCCAUUGCCUUUCAUCAAGAACAAAUACGACGCCAGUACAAAGGUUGACAAAAAUGUCGUAAAAUUAAGCAAUCGGGUAUUGUCUAUUUGGGUGAGGACCUUUCGAUGAUAGCUGUAGAGGGCAACCCCAGCAUCGCGUCGAAUGGAGGUCACUAGAUCAUAUGUAUCACAUAGACUGAUAUUGCGGAAAUCCUUAGGGACUGGCUUGGCGGUCAAAUAAUGUUCUUGACCAUAGUCACGAUCAGGGUUGGAUGUGACUAUGUAUCCCCGCUCCACAUUUCGAAACUUUUCGAGAAUUGCACCGGGUGCAUCGAUGUUGGAAGGGGGGAUAGGUAUCCCAGCUGUUUGUAAACUUUCAAAGUUAUGUAUCAGUUGGGAUGGAUGGAGAGGUGUUUUUCAAAUUGCCUUGGUGGUGCGAGCUCACACAAUUUGUUCACCUCUUCUAGAAAUUUUUGGCGACGGAUUUUGUGUAGAUAUGUGAAACUUUCUAGCUGGUUUAAGAAGUGCUAGCCUUUUUCUAGAUAGUUUUGGAAUCUACAAUCUUGCUUCGGCCUCGAAGAAUUACCGUUCUGCUUUGCUUUGUGUGUGUGCGUGAUGU
Messenger RNA from Sclerotinia trifoliorum, 1291 nucleotides. Lineage: Eukaryota; Fungi; Ascomycota; Leotiomycetes; Helotiales; Sclerotiniaceae. The record is from the annotation of a GenBank genome assembly.